Dendrobium catenatum is the source of this 3253-nucleotide messenger RNA. RefSeq names its product lysine-specific demethylase JMJ25. NCBI's taxonomy places the organism in Eukaryota, Viridiplantae, Streptophyta, Magnoliopsida, Asparagales, Orchidaceae. Gene Ontology annotation, cellular component: histone deacetylase complex; chromatin. The record is from RefSeq and is a predicted model, not a curated record. The transcript is spliced from 12 exons. The coding region runs from base 353 to 2845 and encodes 830 amino acids. Gene Ontology annotation, biological process: regulation of transcription by RNA polymerase II. Gene Ontology annotation, molecular function: transcription coregulator activity; histone H3K9 demethylase activity; chromatin DNA binding.
UUUUCGGUUCCUUCGCAGCCGUUCGCUUGAGAGGUAGAGCUUCUUCUUCCGUUGGUUCGCGUUCGGCUUCUUUGGUUCGCGUGUGAUAGAUCUUCGAGCGAGUCAAUUGCCAUUGCUUGUCUAGGGUUUGCUUUUCCUCUUCUGCAUUUAUUCGUUGCGGUUCUGCUAACGAUUCUUUUUCCCUCGUGCGAAGCGUUAAAUUCGCCGAAUCGAAGGAUUUCGUAAAUCCGGGAUUUACUACGAAGAUUUACCGUGAGAUUUAGUUUUAAAUUUUUUGUGGUUUGGCUGGAUUUAGCUCAAAUCUGCCCCAAAUCCAACCUAAAUCCUGGAUCCAAACAGCCCUUAGGAUACAAUGUCGGCGUUGGCGGAAGCAAGCAAGGAUUUCGAAGUGCGGUCCCGUUCCAAACGCCUUAGAAGAUCCACGAUGAUUGAUUCGGAGUUCGAUUAUUAUCAUCAUGAUUCGCCUGAUUCUAAUCAGGAGAUUGAAAAACCUGACGGUGAUUGGAAUUCUGUGGAGGGGAGACGGGAAAGGAGGUCGAUUCGGAGGACUGGGAAGAGAAAGAAAAGUGAAGAAGAAGAGAUGGAGAAGAAGGGUGGGAGGGGGCGAUGGAAAAGAACGAGGGUUUCGACGGUGCAUAGAGGCGGCGGUAGAGAUUUCUCUAAGAAGAGGAAGGAAUUGGUGGCUUCAUCUUUCUUUCCUUCUUUGUGUCGGCAGGUGCAUAGCAAUGUGCUGUCUUCUUGCACGUUAUCUUCUUCUAGGUCUGCCGUGGGAGACCUUUACAACCGCGAACAGAAUUCUGCGAAGAAGCGCAGAAGAAUUGGGAAGGACGAUAUGGGACUGGAAUACUCGGGUUGCAGAAAGGACCAGUUUCGAAGGUGCUCUAAGAUGACAGAUGAGUUGGGCUUGAAUGGUUCACAUUCCUGCAGUGAAACGUGUAACUUCGAAGUUUGCAAGAGGCAAAAAACGGAAUCCAGGAUUCCUUGCACAGAUGAUAAGCUUCAUAAAGUUGAAAACAGCUAUCAUGUGCUUAGUUUUCUGCUUCCUUCUUUGAAACAACUAAAUCAAGAGCAAGACGCUGAAAAGCAAAAAGAGUCAAACAUUCAAGGUUUGAAAUUAUCUGAGUUGAGGAUAGAGAUGUCUGCUUGUGAAAAAGAUGAGAGAGCAUUUUGCAACUAUUGCAAAACAUCUAUUGUCGAUCUUCAUAGAAGCUGUCCUAGUUGUGAAUUUGAAUUGUGCAUUACUUGUUGCAAAGAGAUCCGUGAGAACAACCUUUCUUGUGCAGAAGAAGUGCUUCCUCUUACGAAUAGAGGAUAUGACUACAUGCAUGGCGGAAAACCUACAGAAAGUUCUUUCGCCAAACAUGAGGAUCAAGAUAAUUUAAUGCACUAUUUUAAUGAAGUUGCUAUGUGGAAGGCUGAUCAGAGUGGUGAAAUUUAUUGUCCACCAAAAGAAGUUGGAGGAUGUGGCAAGGCUGUCUUGAAAUUAAAGCGUAUGCUUCCAGAAGGUUGGACCUCCGAACUGGAAGCCAAAGCUGAAUACUUGGUAGGAAGAUUCGGAUUACUACAGUAUUCUAUUACAACUGAACAUGCUAGCUGUAGUUGUUCAAGUACAGGUAAAAGUUCUAGAAAAGCGGCUUCCAGGGAAGAUUCUACUGACAACAUUUUAUAUUGUCCACAUUCAAGUUACAUUGAUAAAAUUGAAUUUAAGCAUUUCCAAAAGCACUGGGCUAAUGGUGAACCAGUGGUUGUGCGUGGGGUUCUUGAUGAGAAUUCACAAUUAAGCUGGGAGCCAAAGGCUAUGUGGAAGAAUAUAUGCAAAAGCAAGAUUAGUUCUGAAUCAACUCAACUUCAAACUAUUGAUUGUCUAGCUUUGUGCAAGGUGGAGAUUAAGUGUGAUGAAUUUUUUGAGGGCUACUUUGAAGGACGAAUAUAUGACAAUUCCUGGCCAGAAAUGCUAAAACUGAAGGAUUGGCCUUCAUCAACUCAUUUUGAGGACUGUUUACCGUGUCAUGGGGAUGAAUUUGUCAAUUCACUGCCAUUUCAGGACUACACAAAUCCCCGAAUGGGCCCUUUAAACAUUUCUACAGCUCUCCCUGAGGAUAUCUUAAAGUUGGACCUGGGGCCAAAAUCAUAUAUUGCAUAUGGAAUGAGAGAAGAACUUGGCAGGGGAGAUUCAGUUACCAAGCUUCAUUGUGAUGUUUCAGAUGCAGUAAAUGUUUUAAUGCAUGUUGCCGAGGUCUUGCCUUCUGAAGAACAGAAGUGCGCAAUAGAGAAGUUGAAGAACUUGCACAGAGAUCAAGAUGAAAGAGAGCAAUUUAAUAGCAUUCAUAGCAAAGAGACUGGCAACAGGAUGGAGGAAAUAUAUGCCGAUGGCUUUCUUGAGCAGAGGAAAGAAAAUGACCAGGAUGAUCAAAUCCAAGACGGAGGUGCUUUGUGGGACAUAUUUCGGAGGGAAGAUGUAGAAGCACUGAAAGCAUACCUUAGGAAACAUUCAAAGGAAUUCCGCCAUACUUAUUGUUCACCGGUUGAACAGGUAUUUAAUCCAGUCCAUGAUGAGGUGUUCUACCUAACACGGGAACACAAAAGGAAGCUCAAAGAGGAAUUUGGGAUAGAGCCAUGGACAUUUGUUCAAGAGCUUGGAGAGGCAGUGUUCAUCCCUGCGGGCUGUCCCCACCAAGUGCGCAACCUUAAGUCUUGCACAAAGGUUGCCCUUGAUUUUGUCUCUCCUGAGAAUGUAAGGGAAUGCUUGCGCUUAACUGGGGACUUCAGAUUGCUUCCCAAAGAGCACAGGGCAAAGGAAGAUAAGCUAGAGGAAAACAACCAAUAUAUAUGGGAAAAUAAAUGAGAAGAGUAAUUAAUACAGGAAAUUAAGGCACCACACAAUUAACCAAUAUGAACUCCUUUAAAAAAAAGAAAAUGGAGACUUAAAGGGUAGCAGUCAAAAGGGGGAAACUGAAGCAUCAUACGGCGGCCAAAAAUUGAAUUGCUUUUUGGCUCGGAUUGAGCUAAUGAGCUAAGUCAUAAGCCAAAUUUUUUGCUCGAUUUGAUUUUAAGCUACAAGUGGAUCGAUGAGCAUACUCAAAAUUAGAUUGAAAAUAGUGGGAUAAAGGCUUGUUGUUGUUGCAUAAAAUUUAAUUUAUACAUACUAUAUUUUUUAAGUUUAACCAAUGAGAUAUGUUGUCAACUAAUGAGAUAUGUUGUCAGCUAACUCUUGUCAUUGAAGCUUGCAUAUGCUUAUUGAUUAUUUGCCGAU